UUACCCAAGGCCUCUUGUUGGUGGUUCCGAUCUACUCGGAACAUUUGCGGUGUAACACCGCGGUAGCUUCCGGUUGACGAGGACACGUCACUCAUUCGACUGAGGCACACAGGAACUGUGAAAAACUCCUAUCUUCCCCUGGUUUGUUUUAAAAAUCAGACGCGAGAAAUCAUGUCGAACUCGGUCCUGUCGGUUAUUUCUCGGUUCCUGGAAGAGUACACCUCCACAACGCCGAACAAGCUGAAGGUGGUGGACGCAUAUUUGCUGUACAUCUUGUUAACCGGAGCUCUGCAGUUCCUCUACUGUCUCCUCGUCGGAACCUUCCCAUUCAAUAGUUUUCUGUCGGGCUUCAUCUCAUGUGUGGGCUCCUUCAUUCUCGCAGUGUGUCUUCGCAUCCAGAUCAACCCUCAGAACAAAGGAGACUUUUUGUCCAUUUCCCCUGAGAGAGCUUUCGCCGACUUCUUGUUCGCUCACACCGUCCUCCACCUCGUUGUGAUGAACUUCAUCGGCUGAAACGGAUGUGCGUGGCAGUCACAUAUUCCCCCGACUUCUGAGAUAUCAGCCAAGAGAAGCUGUUCUAAGUCCCCCACAAGACAGGAUGCCACCAGUUUUUUCUGCCAUCAGAAUCGAAUGAGAUGCAUCGUCUUGCAUAUGAUGCAGUACAAUUUUCUAAUGGAUAAAAUAGUUAAAAAAUCUUUUUGUUUUUUCUUUUUUACGUGAAAAUUUGUAAAGCAUUCCGUCUUUGCACUGAUGCAAAAAUAAAACAAGUGUAAUUAUCUCUGCCAAAGUUAUUGACUUUUAUGUUUUCAAAAACAUCAUGCACUCUUCAUGUAACCCAGAUAUUCCUAGGAUGAGAAUCUGAGCGUUAGUUGGACAGGUUUUUUAAAGUUAAGAUGUGU
Menidia menidia (Atlantic silverside) is the source of this 899-nucleotide messenger RNA. The record is from the annotation of a GenBank genome assembly. NCBI's taxonomy places the organism in Eukaryota, Metazoa, Chordata, Actinopteri, Atheriniformes, Atherinopsidae.